Messenger RNA from Cryphonectria parasitica EP155, 1668 nucleotides. RefSeq lists its product as uncharacterized. The annotation marks the transcript as partial. NCBI's taxonomy places the organism in Eukaryota, Fungi, Ascomycota, Sordariomycetes, Diaporthales, Cryphonectriaceae. The record is from RefSeq and is a predicted model, not a curated record. Gene Ontology annotation, molecular function: FAD binding; D-arabinono-1,4-lactone oxidase activity. The transcript is spliced from 2 exons. Gene Ontology annotation, cellular component: mitochondrion.
CUGGAGGUGUACAAAGAUGCACCGUUCCAGAACUGGGGGCAGGACGUUGAAUACAUCCCAGCAUAUACGUGCAUUCCUACUUCUCCGGAUGGCAUUCAGCAGAUCGUCAAGUACGCCAAGUCACAAGACAUGGGAGUGAGAUGUGCUGGUUUUCGUCAUUCCUGGGCCCCCAUCUUCGGCCGCAAAGGACAGAUCACAAUCUCGCUCCUCCCACUGCACGAGGUGACCAAGCUCCCCAAUUUUACAGCCCUUAGCAAAGCCCUGCCCGAGGCUAAGCCGACUGAGCUGGAAACGAUCGAGGUUGUCGAGGGCACGCCUCGAGUAGCAGGAAACACCCUAGUGCGCAUCGGUGUGAGCACCACAAACGAGCGUCUCCGGCGCUGGUGUGUCGAGAAGGGCAAAUACUCGUUGCCGCUCAAUGUGAUCAUGGUCGAGAUGACCAUCGGUGGCACGAACGGUCCCAUCUGCCAUGGCGCAGGGCGGCAGCACCCGACACUUAGCGAUCUCGUCCGCAAGGUUGAGUAUGUUGAUUGCAACGGUAUGCUGCGCGUCGUCGAGGACUCAGAGCACCUCAGGGCGGCGAGCGGGUGCUUCGGCCUAAUGGGUGUGAUCACGCACCUCACGCUCGAGUUUCAGCCUAUGACUUAUGCGCUCAUGAACCCACAGAAGGUCCCUGUGACCCGUGCUGUCCCGCCGCCCGACGACAUGCGGGAGGAGGACAUUCCGCCCGCCCUGAGGAUCAAUAUCACGCCUGAACAGCGCAGGGCUGAUAUCGAGGCCUUUGAGAAACACUGCACCGAUGACUACUAUGUCGAGUACUUUUGGUUUCCCUAUGCCGACAAUUCUUGGGUCAACAAUUGGAACACCACGGAGGAUUCAGCCGGCGUGAUUGACUAUCCCAACGAGGCCGAGACAUUGUUCAUGUUCAUCAGCCAGUUUACGCUAAAUGUGCUGCAGUACUCCAAGGUCAUCAACGAGCUCAUCCAUGCUGUGGAUCUUGACACGGCGGCCGUGACGCUGCUGUCGCGCGCAGCGAUGCUUGCGCUCCCACACUGGGACAAGCCGGUCAAGACAUACCUCACAGACGCCCUGCACUUCCAGCGUGGGAUCCAGAACGUGAGGGUGCUGGACGUGGAGGUCGAGAUGCAGCUCCUGCCCAUGAAGGAGAACCCGAGCAGGCCAGACUUGCACCUGGUGCGGAGGGCCUGGUGGGAUGCGAUCCUGGAAUGCUAUCGACACAGCGAUACCUGCCCGCAGCGGAUGCCGCUCGAGAUGCGCAUCAUGGGCGGCAGUGAGGUGAUCAUGGCGCCGCAGAGGGGCAACAGCCUGGGCACAUGCUCGAUCGAGGUCCUCACCCUCGAGAAUGCGAAAGAUCUGUGGAAGCCGUAUGCCGAGGGGGUGUUGGCCAAGUGGUUGAACUACAGAGACGGCGAGGGCAAGCUGGUGAGGGCGAGGCCGCACUGGGCGAAGCAGUGGGCUGGGCUAGAGGUGGAGGGGAGGCCGUGGGUGGAGAAGUUGAAGGAGGUGGAUUACAGGGAUGAGAUUGUCGAGUUCAAGAAGGUCCUCGGCGAGAUCGGGAGGGCGCAUGGCUGGACGCUGGCGGAUCUGAAGAAGCGGUUCUCGAAUGAUGUGCUCGAUGGUUUGUAUUUUGACGAUGUUCAUGUUUAG